UUUCCUAAAGCCUGGAUGCAAUACCAACAGCUACUUUGUUCCCUGGGAACCGAAAGAUUGCAAAAAUGACAAGGAUCUCAGUGUCUGGGAUCAUUGUUGCUUCUAUCUUCACCUUCUGCACCAGUGCAGGGCAGGAAAUUGGGAACACAUUUACAGAGAAAGGUCUCUCCUUGCUGGGCUACCAUUUAUGCAAUUAUAGUGUGACCAAGCAUGUGUCUAAAAUGGUUCCCUAUCAAAAGUCAUAUGAGAAGCAAACUCCAUGUGGUGGAUGGAUUCCUUGGAGAGUUUGUACUAAAACUUACUACAAAGAAGAGUAUCAUGCUGUCACGGUCCCAGAGCCUAUGAACGUGACAGACUGCUGUGAAGGAUAUGAACAAGUUGGUCUCUAUUGCUCCUUCCCCCUAAACAGAUCCAGCGAAUUUGCCUCAACACUUGGUGCAUGCCCAAAGGAAGUGGAAGAGUUAAAUGUUUCCUGCACUAUUGAUAGAGAUUGUCCAGAACGUCAAAAAUGCUGUGAGACUUCUAAAGGAAUGGGUUGUUCAGACCCCGUACCUGAAGAGCAAACAAUGACAAAAUACUGGUAUAAUGUGUCAGUCCUGGUGAAAAUGGAUUUCAAAGAAUUAAUCAGAGUGGACCCAAGACUUCUGGAACAUUCACGCCUUUUGCACUCUAUGAUUACUGGAGCGUUGUGGCCCUUAAAUGUCUCAAUGUACCAUAUCCAGACUACACAAGCAGAACCCUAUGCUGAGACAUUAGCAUCUCAGGUCCUGAUUGGCUUGCAGCAGCCUAUUCCAUUGGUGAACCUGUCUUCUUCGUUGAAGGACAUUGUGAUGCGAGUGUCUGAAGUUAUCGACACAGAUGUACAAGUCUUAGAUUCAGCAAAUAUUCUGUUUAAAACUAGCAAUACUUCUGCUCAGGUGACGAAUUUAACAUGUGCAUCACGAAAAAAUGGCAGAUCAAUAGAUUCUAAAUGCCUUCCCUCGGCCAUUAAGGAACACAGGAUCUUCAGUGUUACUCACAGCAGUUUUGAAGUGUCUUGGAGCGUAGAGCCUUUGCUGAACCAUACCUUCCAAGUAGAAGUGUACAAAGGCAAGGAGUUGAUUCAAGGAAUGGAAACUACCAAUAUGACACUGGAUGUGUUUGGACUGGAAGCAGGCGUAAUGUACAUUGUGAAGAUCAGCUAUGAAGCUUGUGAUAAAAACAUUGUAUCACAUAGAAAUGUGAAGACUGAUGCUUUGAUAUUUGGUAUUACAAUAAGGAUCCUGAACUAUAACUUCACCGAGCAGUUCUUAAACACAAGCACCAGAGAAUACCAGAGAUUUUUCAGCAUUUUGAUGACAGAGAUUGAAAAAUCGUUUCCUACAAAUAUGUUUGCAUUGUACAAGAUGGGGAAACUGAAAGUACAAACGGACUCUAUUAAAGCUGGAAGUAUUAUUGUGAGGCUAAAAAUGAUAAUAGAAGACCCCCAAUUUCCAAAAGACUUGUCUGUGUUUGACCCCAUGGUUUCGUCCCUUCACAAAAGUUCUGUCCUUCAUGUUGACCCACGGAGCUCUGUAGUGGAAGACUGGGAUGAAUGUACCCGUCCAGCAGAAACUGACUGCUGUGUUUUUGCAGAAUGUAUCAAUACAAUAGGUUCGUAUAUGUGCAGAUGCAGGACAACCACAGAUGCCAAUCCCUCCCGACCUGGGAGGGACUGUGAAGGUGAGAUUGUAGAUCCUGUCACAGAAAGGAUACCUAUAUUUGAAUCUGAAGGACUACCUGUGACAAGUGCUGGUACUCUACAUGAGGCAGAAAUGAGGACUUCUAAGAACCGUGAGGCAGCAGCUAUGCCUGUUGUACUGCCAAGUGGCACUCAAGAGCCAAACACAUCCACAACAGACAAAAUGGCACCAGCAUCUCAGAAUGUCAGCACUUCUGGGUCUGUCAGCAAUAAUAACAUGCUGAGCAUCUCUGAAACACCACCUCAGGUAACAGAGCAGUGGGCCAGCAUAACUACACCAAAUGAGAACUUAGCUGAACAGAGAUCAACUACUCCAGAUCAGCAUGGCUCUUCUUUGUCAAUAUUACCUGCAGUAUCAAAUACCACCGUUUAUACUCAUGGAAAUGGGUCAUUAGGAGAAACAAGCACAUCUGGUCUCUUACCUGAAGGAAUUACUUGGAAAGUUCCAACUUCAGCCCAGUAUGUUACAGAACACCCCACAAUUCUAAAUAAUACAAUUGAUGAGAAAAUGGGAACAGACAAUAGCUCUUCAUCAGAGAAAAAAUCACGUUCGCUGCCAGCUUCUUCUGAAGAGCAGUCAUGGUCUUCUACCACAAUUGGCUCCCCAACCACAAACUGUAGUGUGUUCUUUCCAGUUGAAAGGAUUGUUUUUUCCAAUGUAACCAGUACUGGCUUUCAGGUUGUCUGGACUACAAAUUAUACACAGGAUCCUGCUUUCCUGUUUCUGCUGCUUGUUGGAGAAAAGCUUAUACAGGAGUUUAAGACCCAGAACUGCAACCUGACUGUUUCUGGACUAGAACCUGGGGUCCUGUAUACUGUUAAAAUCAAGACAGAGGUGUGUGAAAAGAACAGUAAACCAGCACAGCGGAAAAUAAAGACAGCUGCCCAAAAAUUUAGUGGAACAGUCAGGAUAACAAAUCGGAACUAUAGUUCAGGGUUCACCAAUUCAAGUAGUGAAGAGUACCAAAAUUUUACACAGCUGUUUCUCACUGAGGUCCGCAAUCAUCUGCCCCUUUACAUUCUUCAACAAAUGGAUGUUGGGACAAUUAAACUAUUGAUAACAAGUGUUUCGAAUGGAAGCAUAGUGGUAAACUUUGAUUUACUGUUAGCAAUAGACAUGGAUGCAGACAAUGUUUCCAGAGCUUUCCUUGAUGCUUUUCAACACAGCCACUGUUUCAUAAUUGACAACAGCAGCCUCUCCAUACAUGAUUAUGAUGAAUGUGACAGAGAAGAAACAGAUUGCUCUCCGAAUGCAUCUUGCAGUAACACUUAUGGAUCUUAUGAAUGCAACUGCAAAGAAGGAUUUUCCAGUGUAAAUCCUGAGAGACCUGGGAGAAACUGUGAAGAUAUUCACAGAAAACACCAGAACAGCACAGUUAUGCCUUGGAUAUAUUCAAAUACUUCUACCAAUAUGCCUUCAUCGGCUAAAGAGGAUUCUUCCAGAACCUUAGCAAAUACAACCACCGGCGUGGCAGUUACUAGAGUACCUACACAACCAAUACUAAAUGGUCAUAGUUCAGCCCAAGUCUCUUCCUUAACUGUCACUAAAUCUGUCCAGGAGAUUCCCAUUAAGAACGCAGUUCGAGUGGUAUGUGAGAUUGAAAAAGUUGUCAUCACAAUUCAGAAACUCUUUCUGCAGCAAGAAGCUAUCCCAGAAUCUUCCUUGUACCUGGGAGAACCUCACUGCAAUGUAAGCAUCAGCAAUUCCAGCCACGUCAUCCUUCGGACUGGGUGGAAUGAAUGUGGAACUGAAGUACACACUAAUACAACACACACCAUAGUGAAAACAGUUCUCCGGAAUGAUAUGUCUUCCCUGGGGGUCAUCCAUCACUUAAAGGUUGUUAGUCCAGUUCAUUGUGUAUUUCAGAACGAUCUCUUGACUUCAUCUGGAUACACUCCGGAGGGGGUUUAUACUAUUUUCGAAGAUUUACAUGGAGCAGGACACUUCUUAACAGAGAUGCAGCUCUUCAUUGGAAAUUCUCCAAUUCCCAAAAACUUCAGCAUCUCUGCUAGUGAUGACAUAAUGAUUGAGGUGGGAAUUCAGAAAGAAGACAGCAAGCUCAAGGUGGUUGUCAGCGAAUGCUGGGCAACUCCAACUAAUAACUCAAUGGAUCUUAUAUCAUUUCCUUUUAUUCAUGGCAGUUGUCCAGUUCCAAACACUCACACUGCUAUUAAUGCAAAUGGAAUCUCCCGCAAAGCCCAAUUUAAGCUGAAAAUCUUUUCCUUCGUCAACAACUCUGUGGUUUAUUUACACUGCAAAAUCCAUAUUUGUGUGGAAAAUCUGGGAAGCACUUGCAAGACGAACUGCAAAGGUUUCCGUUCUUGGAGGACUGGGGAAACUAUUGCAAUGCCCCGUGCAUCCUGGGGGCCUCUGCGCAAAUCCAAUGAUGAUUUAAAUGAAGAAAAGAAGCCUGGCUUAGGAGUAGGCUACAUAGUCCUUAUUGUCGUUGGCGUAUUUGUUCUUGCACUGGGAAUAGCAGGCCUUUUGGUUUUCCGAUACCAACGAAAGGCUGGAGCAUACGACUUCCAAAUCAAGUCUGACAAUUUUAGCUACCAAGUGUUCUAUGAGUGAAUGCAUCAAUUGC
Euleptes europaea (tarantolino) is the source of this 4305-nucleotide messenger RNA. It is a transcript of the gene UMODL1, whose product is annotated as uromodulin like 1. The transcript is spliced from 21 exons. The record is from RefSeq and is a predicted model, not a curated record. Gene Ontology annotation, molecular function: protein binding; calcium ion binding; peptidase inhibitor activity. Gene Ontology annotation, cellular component: cell surface; extracellular region. The coding region runs from base 66 to 4292 and encodes 1408 amino acids. NCBI's taxonomy places the organism in Eukaryota, Metazoa, Chordata, Lepidosauria, Squamata, Sphaerodactylidae.